This is a messenger RNA of Dentiscutata erythropus, 516 nucleotides long. Lineage: Eukaryota; Fungi; Glomeromycota; Glomeromycetes; Diversisporales; Gigasporaceae. The record is from the annotation of a GenBank genome assembly.
AUGGACGAAGACGCAAUUAUCAGUGAUGAUAAUUUAGAUAGUAAUAAAGAACAGUUAGAAUCAUCCUACAUAAAAACGCAAUUAAGCAAAUAUAUGAUCAGGUUGGAACAAGAUUUUCCUGUUUCUAUUGAAAACUUUAGCAAACCAACCUCAGAUGAUGCAAAUGCCUGGCUGUUAUAUAUUGAAAAUAUAAGAGAAAAAGUACCCCAAAUGUUAUUGAAAAGCUUUGAUAUUGGAUGUGGUAUUGGUAAAGGACAAUUUGGCCGUGUUUACAUUGCAAGAGAAAAUGAACGGCUAUAUAGUAGCCUUGAAAAGAUUCAGGACAAUCUAAGACAACCAAAUAUUCUUCAACUUUGUUUUAAUCCUGAAUAUACAGCUAAAGGAAAACUUUAUAAACAACUUUUAAAAUCAGCUCAUGAAGAAACUGGUCAAAAUGAAAGAUAUAAACGAAUAGCAAAUGUUGAGUUCACACUUCCUGAUUAUUUGUCAUUUGAGGCUUGUGACUUGAUUAGCUUG